Argentina anserina (silverweed cinquefoil) is the source of this 1352-nucleotide messenger RNA. RefSeq lists its product as uncharacterized. Lineage: Eukaryota; Viridiplantae; Streptophyta; Magnoliopsida; Rosales; Rosaceae. Gene Ontology annotation, molecular function: structural constituent of ribosome. Gene Ontology annotation, cellular component: ribosome. The coding region runs from base 34 to 1242 and encodes 402 amino acids. Gene Ontology annotation, biological process: translation. The record is from RefSeq and is a predicted model, not a curated record. The transcript has 5 exons.
UUUCAAAACCUACGCCUUCAUCAAUUUCAGCCGAUGAUGGCUCUCCGUCUCAGACCCAUCCCCCGCACCCUGACCACCACCCCACCAUCUCUCACCCGCCUCUCCUCCUCCUCCUCAGACCCAUCCGACCCAUCCUCCUCCUCCAUCUCCGAUUACUUCAGCGACGUCAAAUCCAGCCUCCGCCACCGCUCCCAAUCCCCACCCACUCCUUCUCCUCCUCCUCCCUCCCGCGCCCCCAACUCCGCCUCCCUCGCCGAAAUCCGCAAGAAUCUCUCCCAGUUCCGCCUCCGCAACCCCACCGACUCCCCAACCUCCUCCGCGACACCGCCGCCGGCCCAGAUUUCGUUCCAGGAGCUUUACAAGAACCGCGUCAGCAGCGGCAAGGCAGCGGACAUCAAGUCCAUCCGGGACAGCCUCAAGGUGAUCAGGACCGAGCAGAGCGAGAAGAGAUUGGCGUCCAUUUCAAAGUUCGGUGACAUCUUUGGCGGCUCCAAGGAGAGCGGCGGCGGCGACAGGGGAGGGCUGCCGGGGCUGUUUGAUAGGGAGAGGAACAGGGAGAAGGGGGAUGAGAAGGAGAGGAGAUUGAGGACGGAGUUUGUGAGGAGUUAUAGCUACGAGGAAAUGGGGCAGAAGCUGAUGAUGCUGAGGCCUGAGGAGGAGGAGGAAGGCGGCGAGUUUUCAGUUGAGGAGCUGAGUGAGAGGUUGGUGAAGCUGAGGGAGAUGGAGAAGAAUGAGACCAGGAAUCGGGGGCCGGUGAAUAUUGAUGACAUUAGGGAGAGCUUGGUGGUCUUGAAGGAUUCCGAUGAGGAGAAGCUUAAGAAACAUAAUACACACAGGCUUUCUAUGAUAGAUAUAGGUAAAGUUCCCGAGUAUGUGUCAAAACCGCCGAAGGAAGGUUUGGUUGAGAAGUACUUCCAUCCAGAUAAUAUGUCUUCUGCAGAAAAGCUGAAAAUUCAGCUUGCCGAAGUUAGAGAUGAAUUUAAAAUGUCAGAGUCAGAUUGUGGUUCUGCACGAGUACAAGUGGCACAACUCACAACUAAGAUUAAACAUCUUUCUUCGGUUUUACACAAGAAGGAUAAGCAUUCACUCAAGGGUCUUCAAGCAAUGGUGCAGAGGAGGAAGAAGCUAUUGAAGUAUCUCCGAAGAACUGACUGGGACUCUUACUGCCUUGUUCUCUCCAAACUUGGUCUCCGGGACACGCCAGAUGUCAAACAAGAGUACAAGAAACAUUACAAGAAUUAGAGCAUUUUUAUAGGUUUUCUCUAUUCAGUAAUGUACUGUGUCUGGUUAACCAUGCAUUCAUAAUUUUGUAUGGAUAGAAUGAAAUAGAUAGUUCAUGUUGGUUUCUUCUC